Molecule: messenger RNA, 606 nt
Organism: Hyposmocoma kahamanoa
Lineage: Eukaryota; Metazoa; Arthropoda; Insecta; Lepidoptera; Cosmopterigidae
Exons: 1
Coding region: 1-606 (201 amino acids)
Source: RefSeq, a predicted model, not a curated record
AUGCUCGAAACAUUUCUCAUAAUUUCUGCAUUGGCAUUCAUCAAUGCCGACAGCAUUACUGAAGACAUUCAGUUCCUAAAUGAACUGCCUUUAGAUAAACUAAUGAAGUUGAAGAAUUCAUUACAAGAAUUGGUGACAACCGAGUUAGAUAAUGUAACGUCAACAACACCUACUUAUUCGAGCGGUUUCGGAGCUCAAGCCAUGGCGAUUCAAGGACCGCCCAUAAAGAGAGGUGAUUGGGAAGAGAGUGUUUGGAAAAAGGGAAGCCAUAGCAAAAUUAGUAACAUCUUCUCUAUGUCGGUGACGACACUGGCUUUUUUAGCCUUUGGAGGAUAUUUGUUAUGUUUAAUUGUUCACGCGAUAAAGCAGAAGCAAAUGUAUUUUCCAGCUACAACUGUGCAACCUACUACAUUCUUCGUUAGUGCUGGUAUAAAGAAGAGACCGCAAGCACAAUUCGCUGCGUAUGGAAGGAGAAGGAGGGAGAAUAGAGACGUAAGGAGUUUGAAACAAAUUGAAUUGCCUCCUGAACAGUUAUUUUCCGCGUUAAUGCGACUUUGUGAAGGGUACGCGAAAUGGAGUGAGAGAUAUGGAAAUGCUACAUCUUGA